AUGAAGCUUCAACCAUGGACACACAGCAAUUGGGCCUUGAGAAGACUCUCGCGCCCGUUCCCUCCUAACCUCCUACGGCCAGCUCAUGGCUCGCGCAGCUUCUCGGUCUCGUUAGUUCGUCCGUACCGCACCCUCGAAGCGCUUCAACAUGUCGACGUCGACACAUUCCGACAACAAUAUUUUGCCCCCGAGCACCCCGUUGUCCUACCACGCUCUCAAUUUCGUGACCUGCCUGCGGUGAAGAAUUGGUUUGAAAGCACCAAUUCUCGAUCGGGCGCGACCAGUGGGCCUGAAACUCGAUUGAACCUGGAAUACCUCGAAAAGCAUGCCGCCGACGCGUUCGUCCCGCUGGAGCUUACAGAGCUGGGGGUUUCCAGCUCAUGUGGCAAUAGAAUUGGCGAUCUGUCACAGCAAGCUAGUGCGUCGGACGUUGUAAGCUUCCGACAGUUCCACGCACCGCUCACGCUGUUCCUUGAAUGGAUGCGCACGGCCGAGACAUCUCCGCAGUCAACGCGACUCUAUCUCGCACAAUGCCAGCUGCUUGACCUGCCUCACGUCCUUCGCGACGAUUUUCCAACACCAGAUAUUGUUUCAAAGGCCGGCAAGGGUGAUAUUUACGAUACAAAUGUAUGGAUUGGACACCCUCCUACUUACACCCCGCUCCAUCGCGAUCCGAACCCGAACCUCUUCGUCCAGCUGGCUGGACAGAAGGUUGUGCGAUUAUUAGCGCCCUUGGAGGGACAGGCGCUUUUCUCCUCUGUACGAAGACAGCUAGGCAAGGAUGGAGGCAAGGGUGCGGCUGCCAUACGCGGAGAAGAGAUGAUGCAGGGUCAAGAACGAGCUUUGCUCGAUGAACGGGUAUGGGGUGACUCGGCCUCCGCAGACACGGAAGGAUCAGGCUAUGAGGCGCAUUUGGAGGCUGGCGAUGGCUUAUUCAUUCCGAAAGGAUGGUGGCAUAGCAUCAAAGGCGUCGGAGAGGGAGUGACUGCGUCGGUCAAUUGGUGGUUUCGAUAG
This is a messenger RNA of Penicillium brasilianum, 1014 nucleotides long. The record is from the annotation of a GenBank genome assembly. NCBI's taxonomy places the organism in Eukaryota, Fungi, Ascomycota, Eurotiomycetes, Eurotiales, Aspergillaceae.